Messenger RNA from Agrilus planipennis (emerald ash borer), 1119 nucleotides. RefSeq names its product NAD-dependent protein deacylase sirtuin-5, mitochondrial-like. Bases 133 to 1044 code for a protein of 303 amino acids. Gene Ontology annotation, molecular function: NAD+ binding. NCBI's taxonomy places the organism in Eukaryota, Metazoa, Arthropoda, Insecta, Coleoptera, Buprestidae. The transcript has 5 exons. The record is from RefSeq and is a predicted model, not a curated record.
CUACUUGGUUCUAAUAACAAUGGUUUUAGAACAUUCUGUAUUUUGCAAAUCAUAAUUAUCUAGAUAACAGAGAAUUUGUCACAUUUUACUCGGAACAUUACUAAUGUCUAAAUUUUACAAGUUCCAUCAAAAAUGGCCAAUUUUAAAAGGUUUUGGGCACAAAAACUGUUGGUAAAAGUUUCUAAAGUAAAUAAACGAAACGUGACUUCGAAUGCUUACAAUUAUUCAGAUCAUGAAGCAUUCAGAAAAGUGUUAAAUGAUGCUCACGAUAUUGUGGUGAUGACUGGGACAGACUUUUCCAAAGAUGGGUGUAAUAAUAAAUCUAUUAGUAAAACUGAAAAAAAUGAUAGGUGGAGGAAUUUCAAAGUCGAACAUUUAUCGAAUAUUAGAGCAUUCAAAGCGAAUCCGUCUUUGGUUUGGGAAUUUUAUAAUUAUCGAAGAAACUCAGCUUUUCGGUCAUAUCCUAACAAGGUCCAUUUAAAUCUGGCGGAUUUCGAAAGAAAAUGUAAGAGAGAAAACAAAGAAUUCAACAUCAUAACAAACAAUGUCGAUGGGUUGCAUAUACGUGCUGGUUCUCAAAAUGUCCUUGAAUUACAUGGCUCACUGAGAAAAGUUAUUUGUACCAAUAAUCAAUGUAAAACAAUCGAAACGGUUUACGAUGACCCUAUAGUACCAGCAUUUAAAUAUAUGUUAGAUCCGGCUUUACCUCAAUCUGAGUUUUCACCGAUUGAUGAAAAUCAAUUACCAAAAUGUAGAAAAUGCGGUUGUUUAGUUCGCCCCAAUAUUGUCUGGUUUGGCGAAAAAUUAGACACAGAUAAGAUGCUUCAAGUUAGUCACUUACUUCUUGUGUGUGAUUUAUUAAUAAUUAUCGGUACUUCCCUUAGUAAUUAUCCAGCAGUGUUAUUUGGACUUAACGCGGCUAAAAGGGGGAUACCUGUGGCCGAAUUCAGUAUGGUAAACACCCCAUCUGAUAACCGUUUUAUGUUCCAUUUUCAAGGACCUCUUGAAGAAACUGUACCAAAAGCGUUGGGAAUAGUACAAUAAAAAUUGUAAAUUAUGUAAAGCAAACUUUGCUUUUCUUUGAUGCAAUUUAUAGUAAAUACAUACAAAAGAGUUAUA